This is a messenger RNA of Paraglomus brasilianum, 1128 nucleotides long. The record is from the annotation of a GenBank genome assembly. NCBI's taxonomy places the organism in Eukaryota, Fungi, Glomeromycota, Glomeromycetes, Paraglomerales, Paraglomeraceae.
AUGACAAAAACAGGUUGUUUCACGUCAUUACAGCUUUUAGCGAAACGACUCUUACCUUGUACCAAGCAGACAUCUACACAUAAUGAUAAUAAGCCAAUAAAUCAUGGCCCAACACUAGUAAUUCACGGUGGAGCAGGCGCAAUUUUGAAAAAAAAUCUUACAGACGAAAAAAGGCUGGAAUACAUACAAGCACUGAAGGAAGCAUUGAAUAUUGGAUAUAACAUUCUGGAGAAGGGUGGAAGGGCCGUUGACGCUGUUGAGGCUGCUGUUAGGAUUAUGGAAGAUUCGCCGUUGUUUAAUGCUGGAAAGGGCUCUGUGUUUACACUUAGUGGCAAGAAUGAGCUGGAAUCCUCCAUUAUGCUUGGCACGCCUUCUCACCCAGCCGGUGCUACCACACUCCUCCAUACGGUUAAAAAUCCUAUAACUCUCGCCAAAACAGUCUUAUUUGAUCCUGAGGUUCCUCAUGUAUUCUUGGGUGGGGAGGAAGCGGAAAAGUAUGCGCGCGAGCAAGGAUUGGAAACCGUUGAUCCAUGUUAUUUUUGGACCGAAGCCAGAUGGAAGCAGCAUUUGGAAGGAUUGGGUAAAGGAAGAACUAAAGGUAGAGAAGCGGAGGGCUAUCCAAAUGAAAAUUGGAUUAAUGGAAGUGAAGCGGAGAAGAACAUCUUGCACUAUGAUGCAGGCAUUCGUAAAGGAGAAUGCAUAGAUCCGAAUCCUAUGGGUACGGUUGGUGCAGUCGCUGUAGAUUAUGAUGGAGUAAUUGCUGUUGCUACUUCAACUGGCGGAAGAAAUAAUAAGAAAGAUGGUCGUAUAGGAGAUACUCCAUUAAUAGGGUGUGGUACUUGGGCCGACAACGAGACUUGUGGAGUAAGUGGAACUGGCAAUGGAGAGUUCUUUAUUCGCUAUGUGAUAGCAAAAGAGGUAGCGUCUCGCAUGGAAUAUCUAAACGAGUCAGUGGAACUAGCAGCCUCAGCAGUGAUUAAUCGUAUGAGUAACGUUGGUGGAGAAGCAGGAGUCAUUGCACUGGAUAAGUAUGGAAAUUUUGCCAUGCCUUUUAAUACUCAGGCGAUGUUUCGCGGUUUCAUUAGAGUGUCAGACGGAAUUCCUCAUGCGUAUAUCUUUCCGGAUGAC